Molecule: messenger RNA, 899 nt
Organism: Onychostruthus taczanowskii (white-rumped snowfinch)
Lineage: Eukaryota; Metazoa; Chordata; Aves; Passeriformes; Passeridae
Gene: CUNH3orf52
Product: chromosome unknown C3orf52 homolog
Exons: 6
Coding region: 94-795 (233 amino acids)
Source: RefSeq, a predicted model, not a curated record
GACCUCUCCUAUGAACACUAUCCUCACUCUUCCUGUUUCCAGCCUCGUGUCAGAGCUACUACUGACCAUAAUUGCAGCAGAAACAAGAAGGAAAUGAGCUGGCUCCGUGCUCACUUCAGAGACAGAGGUUUUCGCAGAGGACCCUCUUCUGAGACAGAAGCAAUGAAAAGGCAGAGCUCUGCUCAGGAGCAUGAGGUUAUUGAAUUACAGGAACAUAAGGUGGAGGAAAGUGAGACUGAUCAUGACAAGCCCCUAAAUGCUCAAACGAGAAAGGAGAGAGAUCCCUGCAAAUCAUGCAAGAAUGUAGUUUUCUGGAAGUGUAAACUAUGGAUGGUUAUAUGUACGAUAUUUCUAGUGAUCUUCCUGGUCAUUCUCAUCAGCCUAAUUCUUUAUUCUAAUGUUUACACAGAUGAGGAUGACUACUGGGAUCCUGAUGAAUUACUAAGCAAUGGAAAUUUCCACAAUUUUUCAGGAACUUUGGAGUUAAUGUGUGGUCUCUCACACUUCUCCUCUGAGGACAUUACUAAGAGGCUAACAGAGGUCUACAACUCAUCUCCAGCUUUAGGACGUUACUUUAGGUCAGCUCAGGUGAUUUCUUUCAGUAAUGAAAGCUCCACUGUAAUUUAUCAGCUAGUGUUUUCUGUACCACCAUCAACAGAGGGAUUUAUGGAAAACAGUAUGAACCCAGAUUUUAUAAGGAACAUUUUACGCCAAAAUAUUUAUGAUGAAGAUACUCUUAAUCCUGGGACAUCUGAAUGUGACAGGUUAAAGCUCAACCCGACUUCUCUCACAUAAAAAAUAUGGAAAGAUUCCUCAUCUUCAUCACCACCUAGAAGAGAUGCGAUUCCCUAUCUAUAAGUAAUCCCAGGGCAGGGAACUAUUCAUUAGGUAGAAACACU